Passer domesticus (house sparrow) is the source of this 1609-nucleotide messenger RNA. RefSeq names its product coiled-coil-helix-coiled-coil-helix domain containing 7 (gene CHCHD7). The record is from RefSeq and is a predicted model, not a curated record. The transcript is spliced from 6 exons. Gene Ontology annotation, biological process: mitochondrial respiratory chain complex assembly. Gene Ontology annotation, cellular component: mitochondrion. Lineage: Eukaryota; Metazoa; Chordata; Aves; Passeriformes; Passeridae. The coding region runs from base 416 to 670 and encodes 84 amino acids.
UCUGGUAGUGUAAUCACACAGAAAGUGUCAAGUGCAGUUUGUAUAAGGAACACUGAUUAUGACGGCCUAUCAUAUGACUCACAAGUAUUCUUUCAGAGAGUAAGUAGUCUUUCAGAGAGUAAGUCUGAAGUCAGAGUGACACUGUACACCUUGAGGCAUGUCUGCUUAGGCAGUAAUAGCAAUGAAAUGUGGAGUUAUAACACAGAUGUGCAAACAUGUAAAAAAUCUUGUUUCUUUUGUGGUGAGUUAGAAAAACAGGCUUUUUACCGCAGACUUGCACUUAUCAUUCCCUAAUGUGCACAGCAACAGGUCAAGGUUAAAGAUUAGCACCGAUUUUUUUCAAGCUGGUGUGAGAGCUGCAGUGGCUCCCUUCUCUGCAGGAAUUUAUCAGCCAAGGUACGAGUAUCUGUCUAGAAUGUCCAGGCAUGCAAAAAAGCUUAGAGAUCACGAUAUAAAUCCAUGUCUAGCGGAAACAGAUGCCACUACAAAAUGUAUGGAUGACAACAACUAUAACAAGGAUAUGUGUACUGAUUAUUUUUUGAAGUACAAAAACUGCAGAAAAUUCUGGCAUGGAAUUAUGAUGCAAAGGAAGAGAAGUGGUGUGAAACCAGAGAUGCCCUCAGCAGAAGAAAGAAAGAAAAUCUUGGAAUCAAUGGGGAAGCCCUACUGACUAAAAACCUGAAUUGAUGGACUGUUGUCACUGUACACAUGAAGACUUAGCAGCAGCAAGUUACCAUUUUAAGAACUGGAUUUUGCAGUUGCCAUAUGUUGGAUUAAAAUAAGGUCUUAAAUUUUGAAAUGCGUGAGCUUUCUCGGAUAGAGCUUCCCUGGGUUUGUUCCUCUUUCCUGUAUAGGAACCUGGCCUCUCUUUAUUGGAAGAUAUGGGUCUCACUGCAACUUGUGUAGAAACUUUUGGAAGUAGAAACUACCUUGCUGUGAAAUGCUAAAUAUGAAAUUAAUGUAACUUGAAGAAAGCCUGUUUGAAACGAUGGGCUGGUGAGCAUUGCAAUGUGGUUCUAAGUUCUAAGACUGCAGCAGGUUGAGAAGCUGGUACAUGCAACAUGUUUCUUGCACUCAGCUGUUCUGCUCAAUAGUAUGGAUUUACUAUGUGUGAUUUCAUCACUAUUUUCACAUGUUGAAUUCUGUGUCCCCAGUUUAAAUAAGACUGUUCAUGAAGUAAAAUCCUAAAUCCACCAAGCUUGUCCUUGGGUCUGCCACUGCACUUGUCAGUGACAGCAGAAGCUUGCAGUAAGUCAGAUCUGCAAGCUCUGCUAGUUAGAAGGUUAGAGAGACUGAAGAUAAAACUGAACUCCUCAGGUCUGAGCUGCAUAGUAAUUUCUGCAGAUAGUAAAUAGAUACUUUGGUGGCGGGCAGGCAGAGGGGACUUGCAGGCAUGUAAACAGAUCCUCUGAGUGACAUUGCAGGUUUAACUAUAGUACAUCUAUCUAAGACUCUGGACAGCUGAAACCUGGGGUUUGGAAAUGCUUACUCAUACAAGAUUACGAAGCUCAGUUUAAACAGGUACUCUAAUCUUAAAUAAGGUUGUUGGGGUUUUUUUUUAGCUAAAUUAAACUACUAAUAAAUGUAAACAGGUUGCUGUCUAGUGAAA